AUGGCUGCGGUCUCGCCGUUAUUCCUGACUAUAGGGAUAUUACUGGGUCUGACUACAUUGACUGGAAUCUUGGCAAAUGUUAGUGUAUUACUGGUAGUCUAUUGGAACAGAUCAUUACAAACUCAAAUUAAUAUGUUACUUGUCAGUCUCGCAGUUGCUGAUCUUGGAGUCGCAGCGUCCUGUGUGCCUUUUGCUAUCACCACCGUGUUCCUUCAGUCAAAUGUAAGUGUAUAAUGUUAACUUAAUGUUUAUACUGGAAAGCUCUAUUUGUUCUUGUUAACUUUUUUCCUAGUCCUAAUUAAGAGGUUCAGUAAAAGGCUAGCCUGUUCGCAGGCUAGUAAAAGGCUGAAGUGUAUCUCUUUUUGGUCCAGUGUUACUACUCCGAGUAAACGUGAGGUUUUGGUAGAGUCAAAUUAGAAACAUUCUUCUCAUGCCUCCCACUGGCCCUGCUCGCAAAUGCUGAGGUGGCUAACGCUAGUUUGUGCAGCUAGAAGGGCCAGAAUUAGGCUUUAAUAGUUUUCUCUCAUUAAUGUGAACCAAGGUUCGUUCUUAAUGGUAAAUAUUUAAAAAAAAAACGCUCAAAAUAUUUUGAAAUUUGAUUGUUCUUGACUGAGUGAUUAUUCUUCCAAAGAUGAGAUGAAAUGACUGCAUGUGUUCCUAUAGUCUUGGACAUGAUAACGGUUGAGACUAAUGACUUUGCUAGCGCACUCGAAAUAUUACGUUAUGCAUACGUUAACAGUAAACCUUCCAGGGGCGGCGGAACAGGGGGGGCUAGGGGGGCUAAAGCCCCCCCAGAAGUAAAAGUGGGGGGGCUUAGCCCCCCCAGAAAAUUUGAAUUUUUUGAAAAAAUUUUGAUAAUUAGGGAAAAAUUUAGGUUAUUUUUUGAAAAUUUAGGUAUAAGGGGACAAAUUUGCAAUAUUUUGUUUAAAAAAAGUGUAUUUCCGAAAAAAUUUUUUGAUAUAAGUCCGAAAAAAAUUUUUUCGUCCCUUUUUUUGUAUAUUGUACCCCUAAAGUGGUACACUGACCGAAAUGGGGGGGGGGGGGGGGGGGGGGGGGAGGUUGCCGAAAAAAUUUAGCCCCCCCAGAACGAAAUCUGUUCCGCCGCCGCUGAAACCUUCAUGACCCCCUUUUCCCCAGUUCAAAGUCCCGAACACAUGACACAUGUUGAACAUUGAGUUACGGGAAUGCGACUUUAAUUAGCUCAACAUGUGACAGGCCAGGAAUCUUGCACAUCAUGUAGACAAUCUCUUUCCAUUAAAACUUAGUUUGAGUUUAUAUGUAAGAAGUUAAAAAGAAAUAUUACAAAAUAAGAACUAUUAUUUUUAAAUUUGAUUUACAGGGUAUCAGUGAUAAUUUCUGUCAAUUCAGUGGCUUUCUGAACCUGUUCUUCGCCUUGGCAAGCACAUCAAUGAUGGUCUGCAUCAGUGUCUCGCAAUAUUUUGCCGUCACAUCACCAAUGAAGAAAAUCAUGACCAACACAAACUGUUUUAUGAUCGUCCUUAGUGGCUGGGUUAUAUCAUUCCUCAUUGCCCUCGGACCCAUAAUGCGCUGGGGUCGUUACGAAUUCACUGACACUAUAUAUGACUGCAACGCUGCUCAUACAACACGAAUCUUAGAAAUGUCAUAUAAUAUCACCCUAAUGGUCUAUGCCUUCAUCCUACCAUUUCUAACAAUGCUGUUCACCUACACCGCAAUUCUGAGGGCCUUUCGAGAGCAUAGUGUUCGCAUGCUUCAAACGGAAUUAAUAAUGAGUACAUCGCAAAGUAGUAUGAACGUAUCCGUUUCCAUAGAAACAAAAAUAUGUUUCACCGUGGUUAUUGUGGUUGUAACAUUUUUACUAUGUCGGACACCAUUUUUUAUUUACCUCUUCUUGAUAACAAUGCGGGUCAUAAGUUCGUCGGAUUUUCUUGGCCAGCUUGCAUUUUGGGCUAUAUAUCUCCACAGUGCUACAGAUCCGUUCAUAUAUGCUUUCAAACAUGUGGAGUAUAGAGAGACUUUGAACGAAAUUCAAAUGAAUAUUAAUAAGACAUUCAAGUCUAUCUUUGUAAGGGAUGAUGACUAUACACAAGCAAUUGAAGAAUGA
Paramuricea clavata is the source of this 2083-nucleotide messenger RNA. NCBI's taxonomy places the organism in Eukaryota, Metazoa, Cnidaria, Anthozoa, Malacalcyonacea, Plexauridae. The record is from the annotation of a GenBank genome assembly.